Messenger RNA from Exaiptasia diaphana, 2074 nucleotides. RefSeq names its product Werner syndrome ATP-dependent helicase homolog. The transcript is spliced from 2 exons. Lineage: Eukaryota; Metazoa; Cnidaria; Anthozoa; Actiniaria; Aiptasiidae. Gene Ontology annotation, biological process: telomere maintenance; double-strand break repair via homologous recombination. The coding region runs from base 66 to 1892 and encodes 608 amino acids. Gene Ontology annotation, cellular component: nucleoplasm; nucleus; chromosome. The record is from RefSeq and is a predicted model, not a curated record. Gene Ontology annotation, molecular function: 3'-5' DNA helicase activity; four-way junction helicase activity; ATP binding.
CAUUCCAUUUAUGAUCGCUUACUGCUUCUUCUAUUCAAACUCUUCGUAUUUAUAAUUUAUCUUCUAUGGCAUCAAUAUCAAAGUCACUCUUUGAAAGUGUUGUGUUGUCAGUACUUGACAAACGUUUCCCUGAGAUCGAAACGUUAUCUGACGAACAGAGUGCGGCUUUGUUUGCACUUGUGAAUCGCGAGGACGUCUUCGCCAUCUUGCCAACCGGCCAUGGGAAGUCCCUUAUCUUCCAGUGUCUGCCAGAUAUUUGCGAGGAGUUAUCUUUACGAGGCAGAGAUUAUCCAAGAAAAGCCGUCAUAUUAGUAGUAUGCCCGCUGAACUCUCUUGUGAACACGCAUAUACGUGAAUUACACUCUCGUGAAAUAACAGCGACCAGCCUCGUUGGUGAUGUUGACGAAGAAAAGGUUCUUCGCGGAGAGUUCUCGUUCGUUUUUGCGAACCCAGAAUCGCUGAUACUUAACGAGAAGUGGAGAAAGAUGCUGCAGAGUGACGUGUAUCUCAACAAUCUAUUCGCUAUUGUGACAGAUGAAGCGCACGUUAUUCCAAAAUGGGGAUAUAGAACGCAAAAGCAUGGCACAAGCAGCAAGAAAGAGUUUGUUGCUGCUUUUAGAGAAUGUUUUUCAAGGCUUGGAGAAUUAAGGUCUCUUUUAAGUACAAAGCCUUUGGUUCCUGUUUUGGCACUAACAGCUACAGCCAACAUACAAACAAGGAAUGUCAUAAAGGAGUCCCUUUGCCUCAGGCAAAAUUAUGUUCCUGUCUUUGUAAGUCCCAACCGAGAAAACAUUUUUAUCAACAGGAUGAGGGUUAACUCAAACAUCUCAAAAGCAUUCGAUUGGUUGGUUGCAAAGGUCAGGGAAGAACAAGUCAACUUAGAGAAGACUAUAGUCUAUUGUAAAUCUAUUAAAGACUGUGGAAGACUGUUCAUGCAUUUUAAAGUACAGCUCGGGAAUGAUAGUUUCUACCCUACGAAUGAAURCCAUUCUAAAAAUCUCCUUUUUGCCAUGUAUCACCAUGCAACUCUUCCCAAGAAUCAAGAACAAACAUUAGAAUCAUUUAUGGAUGAAAAUGGCACUUGCAGAGUGAUAUUUGCCACAAAUGCUCUAGGAAUGGGUGUUAAUUUCCCUAAUGUCAGGCAAAUAAUCCAUUAUGGUCCUCCAAGAGAAAUGGAAGAGCUUGUGCAGCAAAUAGGACGUGCUGGUAGARRUGGCAAACCUGCUAUUGCUACGAUUAUGUUCAAUGGGCAAAAAAAUAGGAACUGUGAUCAGAAAGUGAAAGACCUCUGCAACGAGAUGGGCUGCUUAAGGAAGAUAAUGUUAGCUGAUUUUGGUAUUGGAGAUAUUCCCAACUUUAAAACACACAAAUGCUGUUUGAAUUGCCAAAAAGAAUGUUUGUGUUGUGAAGGAAAGCAAUGCACAGUACCUUCAAUGGCAGUUGGACUUCCUGAGCAAACAUUAGAGUCAUUAAAGACCAGGGAGGUAUCCAAAGAACAGAAGGAGCUACUUCAAGAUUUAUUGUUAGAUUACAAGGAGGAAUUUUCAUCUCACCUCUUGUGUUUCAUUGGAGUAGAUGGCAGUAAUUUGUUUGGUAAUUCACUUAAAAAGAAGGUAUUACAGCAUUGCAAGUACAUUUUCAACAAAACUUACAUUUUAGAGAAUUUGCCASUCUUUACCACAGCACAAGCAAUGGAUAUUUUGUGCAUGAUAAAUGAUGUGUUCCAAGAUAUAGACAAAGAAGAAAUCAAUGUUAAUCAGUGCUCUUCGCCAUAUGCAAGUUUUGAUGAUGACAUGGAACUCUUGGAUGUAUGUCAAGAUUUGUUUGAUGAACUCACUGACAGUGAUAAUGAAAUGUCUUCAGAUGAAGAUCUCUCUGACCAAGAAAUGUGAUUACACAGUUCAGGCACAUAUUGCUGCAUGUAGGUAUGUCAUACUUGAUUAUUUGACAUGUAACAUUGUAGUUCUAAAAAAACACAGCAGCACAAAGCAUUGAGCAGAUUGGCGACAUGUCAGCAUAAAAAUCAUAAAUGUUACAUUUAUAAAUGCUAUUUUAUUGGUCUUCUUCGAUUAUU